UAUCAAAAAUUUCCUUAAAUAAGUGUUGUAGAAGAAGAAACUUGGCAAAUCAGCGUUGUAUAAGGAAAUGUCAAAUGAUAACUGGCUCACAGCACAACAAAAUAAAAACCACAUUUUAUAACACUAUACGUGCACAAAUCGACACAGACACACGCAUACACUCACUCCCUUGUGCUUAGAAUGUGCUUUAGAAUUGGUAUAUAAAUCAUGGGCGAAGAAAGAGUUAUUUAUUCAGGAUACCUUUUGGUACCACCAACUGGAAAAAUUGUUAUUAAGAAAUCUUGGCAACAAAAAUACUGUCUUCUUUACAAAUCAAGCAAAUUCGGAAUCGAACGUUUAGAAAUCUAUGAUGACAUUGGAACAUCAAAACACUCCCCUCAUCGAAUAAUCACCCUCGAAAACUGCAUUAAAAUCACCCAAAAAACAUCAAUGACCUUCUCGAUAAUCACCAAAACAAUCUCACAAGAUUUUGGCACCCAAUCGGAAACAUCAUUAACCCAAUGGAUGAAUGCUUUACAAUCGGUCGCUUUUCGAGACGAUACAUCUCGCGCGACAAUCGUUGAAGACAACGAUUUGUAUUGUUCGUCCGGUGAAGGUGUGUUUAGCGUUAAAUUACACAGUUCGGAUGCUUCAGAACGAUGUGGAUUAGAGCCGAUUAAUUAUACUUUGGUUUUAACUCCAACUGCCAUACAGCUAAGAAGUUACAACGAUAAUAAAUUGUUAUUUACGUGGCCAUAUUGUUUCAUUCGGCGCUAUGGGCAUAAAGAAGGAAAAUUUACGUUUGAAGCGGGGAGAAAAUGCGAAACUGGUGAAGGAACUUUUUAUUUAGAACAUUAUAAUGAACUGGAGAUAUUUCGUUGUAUCGCUUCAAAAAUGAAAUCGAUGAAGAAACUUUUAAAGGGCGAAUCAUCUCCAGCACUUUUAGAUUGUGGUGAUAAUCAAUUUCAAGCCGCUUUAACGAUGGAACCACGAUCAAGAUCCCCUUUACCACCAUCCCCAACGAGCAGUUCAUCACUCAAAGAUAUCGAAAGUCACGUUUCUAAAUCAACUACCAUCGAAUAUUUAGAUAAACGUGCCAACAAUCCAAUUUUUAACGAAUUUGUUGUAGGAAAAAAACAUCCGCCAACGAAACCCCCGCGAAAAACCCUCCAAAACUUUAUUCCCGCCGAAAAAGAUUACGAAUUUAUUAAAAAAUAUGACGAAAUUGAGUAUCGAAGUAACGCUUGGCAAGAAUUAGGUGUUAACGAUGUGAAACAUACUGAAAAUCAUAUUGUUAAUAGUGAUGAUGACGGGGAAUAUGCAUCUUGGGGGAACGCUAAAGGUGUGGAAAAACCGGUUAGCGUAACAAAAGUCGUUAUGGAACCUUUAUUAACACAUACAAGUUAUGAUAAAUUAAACUUUUUUGGUUCAACUGGAAAGAUAUCUUCAAAUUCGGGUUAUAGGCAGGUUCUACCAACGCCGCCAGUACCUCAAAGAGUUAGCCCCCCAUCUUUUAACGAUUACGAUGAAGUCACAAUUUCGAUGGAAAGCGUCCGUUUGGCGGAUGAUUCGCAUUUAGGGUACGCUUUAGUUCGAAAAGCUACAACUUCAUCGAAAGAAGUUGAUCACCAGUUUCAUAACAACGAUCCUUAUGCCAUUAUUAGUAAGCCGAAACGUGUCUAGUCGAGGAGAUGUGAUUUUUUUAUUGAUUUGUAUUUAAAUCAAGAUGCCAACCAAUUUUUUAUAUUAUUUUUCGAAACACUCAUCAAUGACCCCUCUUCACUAUGGCUCAUGAUGAGCCACUAGAAUUGUCAUUAUGAUGGCUAGCAUGUUUGCUUCCACACAGUGGUAUAGUCUAGAUGGACCACUCCAAGCAACAGGUGCUGAUGACGACCGAAAUAGUUAAGCAAUGACUGUGUGGACAUGCCACUGCGCAGUUAGCUGCGCAUGAUGGCGCCCUUUGAUGUGUGGCCACACUUAUGGCCACUUCAGGCCAUGAUCCAUGGUCAGCCAGUGGUCCAUGAUAAGCCAUAGUGAAGAGUGGCCAUAAGAUUUUUGUUAUAACGAUUUUAUGAAGGAAAUAAUAACUUUAAGGUUACCAGAAUGAAUCAAGUGAAAUAGGAGGAGUAAAAGCAUCACUGUGCAAUAUUUGCAAAGUUUUUAGGCAUAAGUUGCUAAUUUCACACCAGAGUUAGAAUUUAAGAGAGGGAUAAUUUCAUAAUUUUUUACUGUAUAUGUAAAGUGUGGUUAAAUAAUUACACAAUUAUAUCAUAAUGUACUUAUUAAAGUUAAAUCGAAUCAAAAAUUUCAUACCAAUGUGGUAAAAGCUCAGUAUUUUUUAUAUAAAGUUUUGUAUAUAAAUUUUAUUUUAUAGGACCAAAGAAAUAUAAAUUGGCAAGAACAAAAAAUUAUAAUGUGCCAUUUAAUUAAGGUGCGAAUAAAUACAUUUUUGUACUUUUAUAUAAAAAAAGAAAUUGUACAUAAAUCUAAAAUAAAACUUGACAUUUUUAU
Messenger RNA from Onthophagus taurus, 2490 nucleotides. It is a transcript of the gene Dok, whose product is annotated as docking protein homolog. Lineage: Eukaryota; Metazoa; Arthropoda; Insecta; Coleoptera; Scarabaeidae. The record is from RefSeq and is a predicted model, not a curated record. Gene Ontology annotation, biological process: positive regulation of MAPK cascade; Ras protein signal transduction; cell surface receptor protein tyrosine kinase signaling pathway. Gene Ontology annotation, cellular component: cytoplasm.